AUGUCAGCAUGUGGCUGUUUGUCUGUUCACUACAAGCAGGUUGUUCUGUGUUGUAGAAAGUCCAGAUGUCUUGUUUCAUGUAAAACCUCAAACCAACCUGAGUGUGAUUUCUCUUUAGUUCUGACCUCACUGCUGAGCUGCACAACAAACCAAGCCUCUCUGACUGUGAGUCCCAGCAGCUCUCAGUUUUUCACCUGGAAGUCUGUCUCUCUGAGCUGUGAGGAGGACGACAGCUCUGCUGGAUGGACGCUGAGGAGGAACACAACCAGAGAAACCAGGACUCAGUGUGGAGCUGGCUGGGGAAGAUCAGCUAAUUCUUCCUGUUACAUCAGCUACAUUAACCCAGUGGACAGUGGAGUUUACUGGUGUGAGUCCACAGAGGGAGCAACCAGUAACACCAUCAACAUCACUGUCACUGGUGGACCAGUGAUCCUGCAGAGUCCUGUCCUCCCUGUGAUGGAGGGACAUGAUGUCACUCUGCACUGUAAAACAGAGACCCCUCCCUCCAACCUCCCAGCUGGUUUCUAUAAAGAUGGCUCCCUCAUCAGGACUGAGCCUACAGGUCACAUGACCAUCCACCAUGUUAACAAGUCUGAUGAAGGCCUCUACAAGUGUGACAUCAGCGGUCAUGGAGAGUCUCCAUCCAGCUGGAUCUCUUUCACAGUGAAACCCACCACUACAAGUCCUCCUUCAACCACCUCUCCUCCUGGUUCCUCCUCUACUUCUCCCUCUGUAUUGUGGUUGGCCGCUCUAUCUUUCUGUGUUCUGGUUGUACUGGUUCUUCUGGUUCUACUGGUGAGACGAUGCCUCCACAGGAAACCUAAAGGUUAGACACAGACUCCAUGUGAUGCAGUUCACAUU
This is a messenger RNA of Micropterus salmoides (largemouth bass), 861 nucleotides long. RefSeq names its product low affinity immunoglobulin gamma Fc region receptor II-like. Gene Ontology annotation, biological process: cell surface receptor signaling pathway. NCBI's taxonomy places the organism in Eukaryota, Metazoa, Chordata, Actinopteri, Centrarchiformes, Centrarchidae. The transcript is spliced from 4 exons. Bases 1 to 831 code for a protein of 276 amino acids. Gene Ontology annotation, molecular function: transmembrane signaling receptor activity. The record is from RefSeq and is a predicted model, not a curated record.